Corythoichthys intestinalis (scribbled pipefish) is the source of this 2342-nucleotide messenger RNA. RefSeq names its product potassium voltage-gated channel subfamily D member 2-like. Bases 43 to 1830 code for a protein of 595 amino acids. Gene Ontology annotation, biological process: potassium ion transmembrane transport; protein homooligomerization. Lineage: Eukaryota; Metazoa; Chordata; Actinopteri; Syngnathiformes; Syngnathidae. Gene Ontology annotation, molecular function: A-type (transient outward) potassium channel activity; protein binding. The record is from RefSeq and is a predicted model, not a curated record. The transcript has 6 exons. Gene Ontology annotation, cellular component: voltage-gated potassium channel complex; neuronal cell body; dendritic spine.
AAAGCUCCGCUCCCAAACUUCACUCGACGGACUACCGCCGCUAUGGCCGCGGGGGUGGCGGCGUGGUUGCCGCUGGCUCGUGCGGCAGCCGUGGGCUGGAUGCCCCUGGCCGGCGAGCCCAUGCCGGCGGUCCCUUCAGAAGGACGGCACGGGAAAGACGAAGUCCUCGUUCUCAACGUGAGCGGCAGUCGAUUCCAGACCUGGCGGAACACUCUGGAGCGCUACCCGGACACCCUUCUGGGAAGCUCCGAGAAGGACUUCUUCUUUCUGCAGGACAGCAACGAGUUCUUCUUCGAUCGCGACCCGGACUUGUUCCGACACAUCCUCAACUUUUACCGGACCGGGAACCUGCACUUUCCGCGGCAGGAGUGCAUCGCCGCCUUCGACGAGGAGCUCACCUUUUUCGGCAUCGUCCCGGAAGUGAUCGGGGACUGCUGCUACGAGGACUACAAGGACCGGCGGCGAGAGAACCAGGAGCGCCUCCAGGACGACGAGGAGACCGAUCCGGCCAACGAGCCGGUCCCGGCCCGUUCGAACCUGCGGGAGUCCAUGUGGCGAGCCUUCGAGAACCCGCACACGUCAACCAUGGCGCUGGUAUUUUAUUAUGUCACCGGGUUCUUCAUUGCCGUGUCGGUCUUCGCCAACGUUCUAGAGACGGUCCCUUGUGGGAGGAGGUUUGAACAAGCGAAGACCACGUCGUGCGGGGAGCGCUACGCCCUAGCCUUCUUCUGCCUGGACACGGCGUGCGUGCUGAUCUUCACAGUGGAGUAUGUCCUUCGUCUGGCGGCGGCACCCAGCCGUUUCAAGUUCGUCAAAAGCGUCAUGUCGCUCAUCGACGUGGUAGCCAUCAUGCCCUACUACAUCGGACUGGUCAUGCCCGAGAACGAGGACGUGAGCGGCGCCUUCGUCACGCUCAGGGUCUUCCGCGUCUUCCGGAUCUUCAAGUUCUCGCGCCACUCGGCCGGUCUUCGCAUCCUGGGCUACACGCUGCAGAGUUGCGCCUCCGAGUUGGGUUUCCUGCUCUUUUCGCUCACCAUGGCCAUCAUCAUCUUUGCCACCGUUAUGUUCUAUGCCGAGAAGAGUUCCAAGGGCUCCGCCUUCACCUCCAUCCCCGCUGCCUUCUGGUACACCAUCGUCACCAUGACCACACUCGGCUACGGCGACAUGGUUCCAAAAACCAUCACGGGUAAGAUCGUGGGCUCCAUCUGUUCGCUGAGCGGCGUGCUGGUCAUCGCUUUGCCCGUGCCCGUCAUCGUGUCCAACUUCAGCCGCAUCUACCACCAGAGCCAGCGCGCUGAGAAGAGGCGGGCGCAGAAGAAAAGCCGUCUGGCUAGAAUUCAAGCGGGAAAGGACGACGGAGCGAGCGCUUACUUGCGCUACAAACUCCUGGCCGACGCAGAGGUGCCGGCGUCAAAGGAGGCGGCGCAGGCGCUAGCAUUCAAGGCCAACCCCAAUGGCAACAUGGUGGAGCACCAUCAUCACCUGCUGCACUGCCUGGAGAAGACAACGAACCUCCACUUUGUAGACCAAGCUUCCAUGGAAUGGAGCUGUCCAGAGGAGCCCUUGUUGAAGCGGGCCCAAACUCAUUCAUCCUCAACCUCCUGCAUCUCUUCCUUGCACCAUACUUUGAAUUUCUGCUGCACCAAAAAGUCCAGCUUGGACCAGCCCGAGUCCAACACCGGCACCACUGAAUCCGCGCAAGGACCCUUCAGUCGCGCCAGUUUGAACGCCAAAUUGGAAGACACGCUCCCCGCCGUCCGUGGCUCCGCGUCGUCCGUCCCGGUGAACCUUUGCCGGACCCCCGAGAGCGUUCGCAUUUUGGAACUCUGAACUGUUCCAGAAUCAGGUGAACCGCAACCAAGGAGCAAAAAUGUGCUUGCUUGUUUUUGCGUGCAUGCUAAUUAGCUGAGUACUUAAAGUGAAUGGCCGUUAAUGUAGGUAACUACAAUGUUGAUAAUCAAAACAUAGUUGAGGUGCUUUUUUACAUGUGGAGGUAGCUGCUAGCCUCUUUCAGGACAGCUACUUCUCAGGUUUAUAUAACCGGUUGAAGUUACAAUGGAGGCAUUUUAAAAGAUGUCUGAAAGUUUAUUUGCUUGAAGUGGGCUCAUCUGUUCUAAGCCAUUUCAUUGUUUAUUCCAACCUUCAUAUCCCGUUCCAAACCAAUUGUUAGAGAAUACUAGCAUGCACUAGUGGAACCAUGAUUUUCUCUUUGUCAAACAUCUUUAAUAUCAUGGAUACACUUGAUGAUGAUUCUUGUAUAUUUAUGGCAUGAACGAUGGUUAACAGUGUGUGCAGUGUUGAAGUACAUAAAUCCCAUUUUGAGAAAUAAACACACUCAUUUG